Messenger RNA from Penicillium argentinense, 4845 nucleotides. RefSeq names its product ubiquitin-binding serine/threonine protein kinase VPS15. Gene Ontology annotation, molecular function: ATP binding; protein binding; protein serine/threonine kinase activity. Lineage: Eukaryota; Fungi; Ascomycota; Eurotiomycetes; Eurotiales; Aspergillaceae. The transcript has 3 exons. Gene Ontology annotation, biological process: autophagy of peroxisome; macroautophagy; protein phosphorylation. The record is from RefSeq and is a predicted model, not a curated record. The coding region runs from base 1 to 4845 and encodes 1614 amino acids. Gene Ontology annotation, cellular component: nucleus-vacuole junction; late endosome; phosphatidylinositol 3-kinase complex, class III, type I.
AUGGGUCAAGGCUACUCCAUCACAACCCUUUCUGCCGGGUCGGCGGGGAUAGAUGUGCCAGAGCUGUCGGAUCUGGUUUAUGAGAAAUCGAUGGGCGGUGGCCGAUUCAUGAAGAGCAUCCGUGCCAGACAACAGAAUGGCCUGGUCUUCGUCAAAGUGAUCAUGAAACCGUACCCAACCAUGCAGCUGGAGAAAUAUGUGAAAGCUAUCGCGCGCGAACGCAAGCUCUUGGCCGAUGUACCGAAUGCAUUGAGCUAUGAGAGAAUUCUGGAAACUGGGAAUGGUGGUUAUUUGGUUCGCCAAUGCGUCCACAGUUCACUCUAUGAUCGUCUGAGCACUCGCCCAUUUCUUGAAGAAGUUGAAAAGAAAUGGAUUGCCUUUCAGCUUCUGUGUGCCUUACGGGACUGCCAUUCCUUGGAGAUAUUCCACGGGGACAUCAAGACUGAAAAUAUCUUGGUAACUUCGUGGAAUUGGCUCUAUCUGUCGGAUUUUUCUUCCUCGUUCAAACCGACUUUUCUUCCGGAAGACAAUCCGGCCGAUUUUUCUUUUUUCUUCGAUAUCUCGGGCAGGCGAACAUGCUACCUAGCUCCUGAACGAUUCCUGGAGGCCGGAGAAGAGGAGGGCAGUCGCAACGUUAACUGGGCAAUGGACAUCUUCAGUGCCGGCUGUGUGAUCGCAGAGCUCUUUCUGGAAUCCCCUAUUUUCACUCUCAGUCAGAUGUACAAGUAUCGCAAGGGAGAAUACAGCCCCGAGCACAGCCAGCUCGCCAAGAUCGAGGAUCCAGAAAUCCGGGAGCUCAUCCUGCAUAUGAUUCAAUUGGAGCCAGAGUCUCGGUAUUCCGCCGACGAGUAUCUGAAUUUUUGGAAGAACAAGGCUUUCCCUGGAUACUUUUAUGAUUUCCUGCAUCAGUACAUGUCCCUCAUGACCGACCCUUCGUCGGGAAGAACAAAGGUGGAUGCGGAGUCAGCCAAUCGAGGGGAAACUGACGACCGGAUCGAGCGAGUCUGUCUCGAUUUCGAUAAGAUAUCUUACUUCCUUGGCUUCGAACCUCCGAGGGGUCCCAGAGACCUUUCCGUUAUGAAGACCUCUCGACUCAUGGGCGACGUAUUCCCUGUCAAGCUCGAUCUUCCAGGGAGUGAGUUCCCUGCAUCUGAUCGACAAUCGCAAUCAGACGAAGGAGUUUUAAUAUUCCUCACUCUUAUUGUCUCGAAUUUACGGACCACGGCCAAAGCCUCUGCUCGGAUCAAGGCGUGUGAUAUUCUUUUGGCCUUUGCCGAAAAGCUAUCAGAUGAGGCCAAGCUUGACCGUGUUCUCCCACACGUCAUGGUUCUUUUGAACGACGGUACAGAUGCCGUUAAAGUCGCCGCGAUCCGUACAUUGACACAACUUUUGGAAAUGGUCCAUGAGGUCUCUCCAGUGAACGCCUACCUGUUUUCGGAGUAUAUUUUCCCCAGGCUCCAGCCUUUCAUUAUUUCUUCUAAGCAUCAACCGAGCCCCAUCGUUCGCUCAAUGUACGCAUCAUGCAUCGCAUCAUUGGCACAGUCUUCUUUGAGAUUUUUGGAUAUAAUCCAGGCAUUGCGCUCAGAUAACCGCCUGACUGCGCUGGUUCCCGUGGGGUUCGAGCCUCGUUGGGCGGAGGAUGCGACUUACCAUAAUCUCUACAAUGUUGCCCGCAAUGAUCUCCUCGAAUACUUUGAGGUUCAUACGAAGGCUCUCUUGACAGACGCAGAUCCGUCCGUCCGUCGAGCCUUCUUGGGAUCUGUGUCAAGCCUCUGCGUGUUCUUUGGGAAUCUGAAGUCAAAUGAAGUCAUUCUAAGCCAUCUCAACACCUACUUGAAUGACCGAGACUGGAUUUUGAAAUGUGCUUUCUUCGAGGCCGUGGUUGGUGUCGCCGCAUAUGUGGGGACCAUCAGCUUGGAGCAAUACAUUCUUCCUUUAAUGAUACAGUCCAUGACUGAGCCAGAAGAGUUUGUUGUGGAAAAGGUGAUUCGCUCACUGGCAGCUAUGGCGGAGCUCGGAUUGUUUCAGAAAUCGACGACAUGGGACCUACUUCAUGUCACGGUUGGAUUCCUGGUACAUCCAAACAUGUGGAUCCGCGAAGCUGCUGCACAGUUGGUGGUUAAAUCUGCCCAGCAUAUGACAACGGCGGAUAUUGUUGCUAUUCUGACGCCGCUUGUCCGACCAUUUCUUAACAUCAAAAUCAUCGGGUUCUCUGAGACAAAGCUUCUUGAGGCUCUGAAACGACCCAUGUCAAGACACAUCCACGACUUGGCUUUCCUCUGGGCUUCCAAGGCCGACAAAGGUCUCUUUUGGAAAUCAACCAGCCCGCUUGGUUUGUCUGAUGUUCACGGUCCUCGCAUAGGGCGAAGCCCUUCACUCAACAUGGGUUCUGUGCCUAAGAAUGAUGAAGAUGAACAAUGGCUGUCUCGUCUACGAAACCUCGGAAUGAGCCCGGAAGAUGAAACGAAACUAUUGGCACUCAAGGAUUAUAUCUGGAGAUCAUCGCUGAGGCGAGCAAGAGAUUCUGAGCCUGAUGCUCCGUCGUUGAAUGAGAUCAUCGGUCUAGAGCAUAUUGUUUCCCCUCAAACAGUUUUUUUCGACAAAACCAUCCGUGAAAAACCACGCAGUGUCUCUGUAGACAGGACUGGAAGCCACACGCCGGACGAGACGAGACCAAGAACUAUCGCGGAUGCCUUGCUCGACGCUUCUACAACAAUUGAGCGAGCUCCCAGUGCUCAACGCAAACACCUGCGAGCGAGAAGUCAUCUCCACAAGGAGAUUUCACGUCCAGGGUCCCCAGGUAAUGCGGCCGGGGAAUCUUCGGCUUCAUCUCCGGCGGCGUCCUCUCCCGCUGCAGGCGGCCCUGGGUCUCGGCCACUGUCUCCGCCAGGCUCGGAUGUCGAUCGAACCUCUCGCAAUCGCCGACUGAGCUCUGGCCAAGAAAGUUCAUCGACCACGCCCACCAAUACCGACACUCUAUCCUUGCGUGGUGUUUCAGAUCGGGUUCAGCGAAAACCUAGUGCUAUCAAUCUGCUCGGUCGCCACGAGACCUCCAAGGCGUAUGCUGAAACAAGCACAAGCUCAGCAAAUGCAUUUGGGAAAGUCGAUGCACCUUUCCAGAGAGCAAGCACGCCACAGCAGCCAUCUGCUCUCACACAAGCCUACGAACGCAAACGAACGUCCACACCUCCACGACAAUAUCAAGCCAGCCACUCCUAUACUGGUGACGACCCAACAGUAUUGCGACUGUUGGACAAUGUGUUUGCAGACCACUUUCCAACCGACCUCUUCGACCUGGGUCCAUAUGUGCGGGAGUUGGAUCCUCGGACCCCAAUCCGCAAAUCUGGCACCCAAGAGCCUGGUAGCCCCUGGAGACCCGCAGGGAGUCUCGUGGCAACGUUUGGCGAGCACAGUGGACCAAUCAACCGAAUCGCCAUCUGCCCUGACCAUUCCUUCUUUGUGACUGCAUCCGAUGAUAGCACCGUCAAAAUCUGGGAUACAACUCGUCUCGAGAGGAACUUGAAUCCAAGGUCGCGCCAGACUCACCGCCAUCCCGCUGGGUCGCGCGUGAAAGCGCUCACGUUCAUUGAGAAUACAUAUACGUUUGUCAGUGGCGCUACUGACGGCAGCAUUCACGCGGUCAAAGUGGACUACCAGAAGGUCCAUGAAUCGCAUCGAUACGGAAAGCUUCAGCUCGUUCGGGAAUACCAACUUCCUACCUUGAAAAAUGGGACGCCCGAGUAUGCUGUCUGGAUUGAGCAUUUCCGAGAUGAUGGCCAGUCGAUUCUGCUCGUUGCUACUAACAACUGUCGAAUCUUGGCCAUUGAUAUGAAGACCAUGCUCCCCAUCUACACUCUGGAGAAUCCUGUACACCACGGAACACCGACUACGUUCUGCUGCGACAAACGACAGUCGUGGAUAUUGGUCGGCACGACACACGGCAUCCUUGACCUAUGGGAUCUUCGAUUUCGCGUACGCCUGAAGGCCUGGGGUCUUCCCGGAAGAGGGUCAAUUCGGCGCAUUCAGUUGAAUCCCUUGAAAUUGCGCGGGCGCUGGGUGUUCGUCUCUAGUAGUGGCAGCCAUGGCAAUGAAAUCACCGCCUGGGACAUCGAACGAUUCUGCUGCCGCGAGGUGUACCGAGCAACCCAAGCCACUGCCAACGAGGGGGCAGCAAAUGGCACUGGCCAUCGCACCUCUCGGGCCGCCGGUGCUCGUCCUCGUCGAUUCAACCUACGAGAUGUUGAGCCCUGGCCCGUCGACGAAGACCGACCAGAAGGCAUGCUCAGCCGCUUCGCGACGAGCAAUGCAGGCACCCCAGGCGUAGACAGAGGCGCACCGACCUCUGUCGUAAAUGAUCCUGCGAUGCCACCCAAUCAUUCCUCUGGCGACCGGCCUGGCACCUGGGUCUUUGCGACUGGUCUGAAUCCUGGUGAUGAUGAGAAGGGAUCCAGCAAAUGCGGAUUCAUCGUCUCUGCUGGGUGCGAUCGAAAGAUCCGCUUUUGGGAUCUUGCCCGGCCCGAGCUAUCCAUGAUUGUCAGCGGUCUCGACCAUCCUGUGGCGGACGGGAACGGAGCCAGCAAGCCCCGCUACGAGGUAUCGCAGCCCGGUCCCAACCUCGUGGUGACUACGGAACAGCUCCCAGCCACGUCUAGCAAUGGCGGGGCGACCGCGGCUGGCAAGAAGGGAGCUAGCCCACGACCCCCGCGCAGCACCGUGAUCAGUUUGCAGCAGCAGAUGCUCCUGAAGAGCCAUCUGGAUAUCAUCCAGGAUGUGGCGGUGUUACGGCAGCCAUACGGGAUGAUCGUGAGUGUCGACCGAGCUGGAAUGAUUUACGUGUUCCGAUGA